UAACCCAAAUUCAUCUUCUAGGGCUUUUGGUUCGUUAGAGCAGUGGCGGGAACAUACCAGUGAAAUUUCCCAUCAAAAAUUCAAUUGCGGAACCCUAAGUUCCUAAAAUGUCCUUCUUCAUCGAUGAAUUUCAAGCAGAUUUAGAAGCUCUGCCCAAUAUUCUUCAGAAGAAGUAUGCGUUGAUGCGUGAUCUUGACAAAAGUUUGCAAGAAAUUGUGAGGCAAAAUGAACAACGUUGUGAACAAGAAAUAGAGGAUAUAAAACGAGGAGUAAGGGCAGGAAACAGUACACCGGAUACUUCGCUUAUUAGAUUCUCCGAUGAGGCACUCGAUGAACAAAAGCAUAGCAUUAGGAUUGCGGAUGAAAAGGUUGCCUUGGCAAUUCAGGCAUAUGAUUUGGUUGAUUCACAUAUACAGCAACUUGACCAGUACUUGAAAAAAUCUGGUGAAGAGCUACGGCGUGUGGAAAGAGAGAAUACUGCUGCUACUGCACCUCCCCAAAUUCCUGAUGGUACCACUAAAUCUGGCAGGUCCGAAAGCGGAAGAGGGCGUAAAAAUAGAACACGACUGGCAACAGCAGCGGCUUCUUCUGCAGCAACGGCAGCAAAUCCAACCGGUAUGGAAUUAGACUUGCCAGUGGAUCCUAAUGAGCCGACUUAUUGUUUGUGCAACCAAGUUAGCUAUGGCGAGAUGGUGGCAUGUGAUAACCCUGAUUGCAAGAUAGAGUGGUUCCACUUUGGCUGUGUUGGUCUGAAAGAACGGCCGAAAGGGAAAUGGUAUUGUCCGGAUUGUGCAGCACUGAGAAAUCGUCGUAAAGGAAGGUGAUAAUGAUAUAUAUAUAUAGGGAAGCUUGUGCUGGUGCAGCUAGCAUUGCAUAAUCAUGUUAACGUUUUCAAGCAUCUUUGUUUGCAUUUGGAACUUAAGUGUUCAACUAUUUAUAGCUACUUGGGUGCUUUUGUACCAUUGUCUAAAAGCUUGUUGACU
Messenger RNA from Hibiscus syriacus, 983 nucleotides. RefSeq names its product PHD finger protein ING1-like. The coding region runs from base 108 to 824 and encodes 238 amino acids. NCBI's taxonomy places the organism in Eukaryota, Viridiplantae, Streptophyta, Magnoliopsida, Malvales, Malvaceae. The transcript is spliced from 7 exons. Gene Ontology annotation, molecular function: GTP binding; GTPase activity. The record is from RefSeq and is a predicted model, not a curated record. Gene Ontology annotation, cellular component: nucleus.